AUUUUCUUCUCACAAUUUGAAGUUGGUGGUUAUAGUCUUCUAAUCCGAAGCAACACCAUCAUCAUCAACAACUACUUUGUACUAUGAAUUCAUAAAUCUUGAAAGAAAAAAAACAAGUUCAGUACUUAUAAGAAAGAACAAUGGCAUCGUUGAAGUCUCAAGAUUGUGGAAGCAUUUGCCAGCUUGCUCUUUUCUUGCUUGCCGUGUUGGCCGGAAUAUCAAUCAUCACCUUAGGACUUAUGAUGAAUUCAAAGUACAGUCCACGGACACAGAAACAGCCUCUAGUGAUCAGACUCAAUUCCUUCUCUGUAUCAGACCUUAACGUAUCGAAUUCCAUAUCUGGGGCCAAUUGGGAUGCCGUGUUGUUGUUCGGGAACCGGCAUAGUUAUUUUGAGAUUUCGAUCGAAAGUUUUGAAAGUUUUGUUUACUAUUAUCAUCAAGAUGCUCUGUCGUGUGCAUUAGUGGAGUCAAUUCAUUUGGGGCCUAAAAAGCAGAAAUUGGUGCAGAUCAAAUUUAAUGCCUCUGGGUGCGGAGGGGGUGAACAACCUUUUGUUGAGGAGAGGGUUCUGAAGGAGAUAAAGAGAGAUGGAGAUAAUGGAACUUUGCAUUUGGGGUUGGUGUUGAAUUUUCAGGCUUCUUAUAGGAAAGGGCCUUGGUCUUGGGUCUAUUGGCUGAAGGCUAAAUGCACUGACUUGGACGUGCUCUUUGAAACUGGUCCGGGUGCUGGUAUGAUGAUCGGUGAUGAGCCCAGAGCGUGCUCGGUUCCAUUGCUCAAGUGAUCAUGAUGUUUCUGUCACUUCCUUUCUUGUUCUUAUUCGCUUGUUCUUUUCAUUUCUUUUCCUUCGUUUUGAGUUCUGUCUGUUUUUAGGAAUACUACUGCUGUAAUCAAUGCAAUUUCUAUAGCAGUUUUGGUAUUGCUGCCACGAAAAUUUCAGACAACCUCCAGGGCUGGGCACAUCAUGGAAUCAAAUGCACCUAGUCCUAUCUCCAAAACUAGCCGCGAAGAAAUUUUGUAACCUGAAGGCCUGUUCUCGACAGAUUCUGGACGUGGAAAUCACACCUACUUAUUAUCCUCGUAUAGUUUUUAAGCAAAAAACUCUAGGAAAUUUGCCCAUCACUCGUACAAGUUUUCUUGGCCA
Messenger RNA from Populus trichocarpa (black cottonwood), 1139 nucleotides. RefSeq lists its product as uncharacterized. The coding region runs from base 141 to 779 and encodes 212 amino acids. The record is from RefSeq and is a predicted model, not a curated record. Lineage: Eukaryota; Viridiplantae; Streptophyta; Magnoliopsida; Malpighiales; Salicaceae. The transcript is spliced from 2 exons.